This is a messenger RNA of Prosopis cineraria, 2100 nucleotides long. RefSeq lists its product as uncharacterized. The transcript is spliced from 9 exons. NCBI's taxonomy places the organism in Eukaryota, Viridiplantae, Streptophyta, Magnoliopsida, Fabales, Fabaceae. Bases 47 to 1222 code for a protein of 391 amino acids. The record is from RefSeq and is a predicted model, not a curated record. Gene Ontology annotation, molecular function: ATP hydrolysis activity.
GGGGCCGUAGCAGCUGGCUAGCUAGCGGCCACUUUGUCGGAGGGAAAUGGGUUCAAAAUCGUUAGUGCCGGCCGAUUUGUCGACUUGUUUGAAGAAUUCAAGCUCUACGCCACUUAAAAGAUACCGUAUUUCAUCUCAGAAAUUGAGUUUUAGUCUCCAAAUGCGAACCCAUCAGCAUCUUGCUGGUGUAGCGAUAUGUAGGGCCUCAUCAUCAGACCAUUCUUGUUCACCUGUGCAGGACGAUCUGCAAGCUCUGUUGCAGGUCCUUCCAUCUGAUUUGCAUGACAAUCUCCUAAAUGAAGUAAAGAGGGAUGAACUUUUGGAGGUUAUAUUGGAUUUGGGUCGUUUUCCAGAGGCACGUUAUCUUGGCCAGGAUGGCGGGAAAUAUAUUAGGAAAACUGAGGUAACAGUGGAAGAGUUGGAACGUGCUCAACAAGCUGUUGGAGAAUUUGGGAGGGACAAUAGAGCUGGCAUUGAGGGCACAUUGCACAGAAUAUCUGCAAUCAGAAGUAGGAAAGGUGGCAUAGUUGGUUUGACAUGUCGAGUUGGGAGGGCGGUUAGUGGCCAUAUUGACAUGGUGUAUGACCUGCUUCAAUAUGGAAGGAGCAUUUUAUUUGUUGGAAGGCCUGGAGUUGGCAAGACUACAGUCAUGCGAGAGAUUGCACGUGUGCUGUCGGGUGAAUUUCAUAAGAGAGUGGUAAUUGUUGAUACAAGCAAUGAAAUUGGAGGGAAUGGCAAUAUUCCACAUGCAGCAAUAGGAAGUGCUCGGAGAAUGCAGGUACCUGAGCCAUCAAUGCAACAUAGAGUGAUGAUUGAGGCAGUAGAAAAUCACAUGCCUGAGGUGAUAAUAGUAGAUGAAAUUGGCACUGAAGCUGAAGCUCAUGCUUGUCGGUCAAUUGCUGAGCGAGGAAUCAUGCUUAUUGGGACUGCUCAUGGACAGCUUCUUGAGAAUAUCAUGAAGAAUUCUAUACUCUCUGAUCUGAUUGGUGGAAUACAAGCAGUUACUUUGGGAGAUGCAGAAGCCAGGGCCAGAAAUUGUCAGAAGAUAGUUCUUGAGAGGAAAGCUCCUCCAACAUUUGAUUUCCUAAUUGAGAUGAGAGACAGGCACUACUGGAUUACUCAUCAGACAGACAAAAGUGUAGAUAUGUUGCUUCGAGGAAAGAGUCCACAGGUUGAGGUAACAGUUCAACUGUCCGGGUCUCAACAUUGCUUCCAUGGCUAAAGAAUAUGAGAUGAACAACAAAAGACAUUAGUAGUCAUUUCAAGGUUCAAACCCGAUAUCCAGUUUCCUCAUUGCGUGGACAAUGAAAUAUUCUUUUGAGUUUCUGUGUCCUGGGGCUCUUCCUGUCAUAUUUUUAUUUGUUUAUUAAAUAUACAACUCGAUUCCUUAAUAGUAUACCUCCUUUCAUAUUGGCUCUGCAAUGUAUUACUCCUUGUGAAUUAGUCCCUUGAAAUAUGUGUAGACAGUAGAGUAAUAAUCCAAGAAUUAAAUUGUUGAAAGAUAUAUAUAUAUAUAUAUAUAUGUAUAGGAACAGUAGUACGUAUUUACUCUAUUUUAUUUGGGGUCAGAGCUUUUUGACUAAUAAAUACAUAUGCUGUGUGCUUCCAAUGCACGUUGGCUCCAAUGGAAGGGGUCUGAGUGACUGAGUCCCUUAGCCAUCGAUUCUUGGGUUCAAUUCCUAGGGUGAUGACAAUGGAGAUGAUGUGCUUGGGAGAGCUACCCCUAGUUGGGGCUUGACCCAGCGGCUUCACUACCGGAUGGGUUAAUACAAAAAAAAUGCUGUGUACGCCCAUAAUUCUGGAUCGUAAUAUUAUCCUUCAAGUCUGUGUUGUGCUUUGACUGAUCAAAUUAUAACUGUGGCUCUGGUUUUGCAGGUGAGGAAAAGGGAUGCAAAGUGCAAGGUUGUGAUAGAGAAAUCAAAACCUUAUGAUAAAUGUAUUUGAUAAUCUCCCUUUCCCCUUAUGCAUAAUAUAAUAUAGAGAGAAUCACAUUCAAGGACCAUUUAAGCAAAUUAUUAGCAUAUAAGAACCAAUAUAGAAUGGAUUGUUGUUAAAAUAAAAAUGUGAACUUGUUUUUUGUGAAAUGGAAUUUAUUGUUAA